This is a messenger RNA of Dibothriocephalus latus, 2100 nucleotides long. NCBI's taxonomy places the organism in Eukaryota, Metazoa, Platyhelminthes, Cestoda, Diphyllobothriidea, Diphyllobothriidae. The record is from the annotation of a GenBank genome assembly.
GAACACAAUGUUGGCUCCGUUUGGCCCCCCGGUUCAUACUCUCUCCUGACCACGAUCCGCGAGAACACCACAGAAGCCUGUCCGCCAGGCUUUACUCUGGAUCUGCGAACGAAUAUCCAGCCGGAUAUCCUCGCAAAUACCUUCUUCCGACCGAUGAGUUUCGCUGAAUACUUCGUAGAGAAGACGCCCGACAUCGGUGUGAACGGAAGCAUGCCAUUCUUGCAUAUCUGCAAACGAAACCCUCUGGACCUGGCCAACGUAACUUCAGACGCUGCGCGUGCUGCCUUCUGGCCAAGUGGAAACUAUUGUGUCCUCAUGGAUUUGGCCGACUGGCGGUGUCCACAAGGGUUGCAUCGAUACACCCGACAGCUGGCGGAACUCUGUUGCCACACUGAUCCACAGAACGUGACGACUCCCGUGAAGCUCCCAUUCGUUGGUGAUUUCUUCCUUAUGGGCGCAUUCGACGAACCAGACCUCAGUUGCCUGCCAAUCGAAAACACUCAUGUGGAAAAAUACGUAGUCCUACUCUUUUCCUCAGAAGACCCGCAUAUUCACAGUCUCUGCCAUUACAUGCCAGUAGAAUGGCUCACACAGGUACGCACAUGGCCAGUGGGCAACUACCUCCUUCCAAUUGGCAAACGCGGUGAGCAGGUAUCCGCUCUGGUGAACAGGAAUGGCCUCGAUGAGGCCGCGGUCAAUGCUGAUCGUGUUAAAUUCACCUGCCCCGUUGGCUUUCAACGCGUCCUGCACGAAUACGUGGUCUUCGAUGACGAGUUUGGACAGGAGGGUGUACCAGCCUCAGAUGACAGUACAAGUGGAGAGGGAGAGAUGACGGUGCAGCUGAAUUUCUGUCAACGACUGAGUGAUGUUUAUGCAAGUAAUCAGUCAGUAACAAAUGCUAGCAGAUCCUGGCCACUAGGUGACUACUGUGUCAUCGUGAUGGGAGCCAUUUGUCCACCUGAGAUGCUGGUUAAUCAGCUUCUAGAUGAACACUUUAUUCUGCUACAUAUGAAAGUUUUCUACAUGACAAACCACUUCUCCACCCUCUCGACAGAUGCUUCAAAAGAGCUUGUCAUGCGGGUACCACGCAGCUAUCUUAAGUCUCUGCGGAAUGCUACCGACUAUGGAGAACCUUAUGGCCCCAAUCUGCAUAACACCACUGAGGGUCGCAAGGUGACCUACUACUCGAUGUGUUGCCGAGAGGACCACAAACUCAUAGUGGACCUUCCAGCGUUUUCAGGUGGCGUGUACCUACCCGCAGGUUCCAGUCUGUGCUCCAGCAUCCCAGGCACCUUUAUUGAGCAUGAGCAUGUCACCACUUAUCUGGAUCCCACCCUGCUUGAUCCUUACGUGGGUGCCGACCCGGAGGGCUCCCAGUUCCUACGAGAGCACGUUAUGCCUGCGCCGUUUGAAGAACCGGGUAUAAUGACGUUGUGUUAUUACCAGCAGAUGAGGCAGCUCUCCAAUGAUUCAUCCUCGGAUGGCACCAGUAUCCUGCCCGAACUUCUAGAGCCUGGUAUCACAGCGCCCUCCCUUUGGCUGGCUGGCGAAUGUGGCUGUGCUGAAAACGCCUACUGUCGGCCCUUCAAACGCUUCUCCUGCAAAUGCAAGCCUGGAUACUUUGGUGAUGGAGUGCGCGUUUGUCGACAAGUCACACCACUGACGGAUGCCUGUGCCAAUCUCUGCCACCCCUCUGCGGAAUGCAAGAUUAGAAGGAAACAUUCCUUCUUUGGUCGCAGUAAGGAGGAGACUUCUUGCAUUUGCAAAGACGGUUUCGUCGGCGACGGGUUCCAUUGUCUACCCAGAUGCAGUGCUCAUAUCUGCCAACCCUUCAGUAGAUGCUACAUUCGUCGUGGAGUUCCUGUGUGCGAAUGCGUCAAGGGCACGAUUCAAGAUGGCGAAAAAUGCAACUUCGAUGUCUACUCGAGUUUGCAGGCUGAGAAGGACCUGCCACAGUAUAUGCUUCAACACCUUUCCUGUUUCGACGAUGAGGUCGUAAAGGCUCUUGUCCGUCAGGAACCUAAGCGCUUCUUCGUCCUCUUUGCACCGAUGAAGAAUAACGUAUUCGGUGAAAGCCGCUUCUUUGCCGUUUUCGCUUGA